Messenger RNA from Coniophora puteana RWD-64-598 SS2, 678 nucleotides. RefSeq lists its product as uncharacterized. The annotation marks the transcript as partial. NCBI's taxonomy places the organism in Eukaryota, Fungi, Basidiomycota, Agaricomycetes, Boletales, Coniophoraceae. The transcript has a single exon. The record is from RefSeq and is a predicted model, not a curated record.
CAAGACGUCCCACGUGCCAUCAAACUCCUCCGUGCCAUCAUUUCUCUUGCAGACAUACAACCUCCCCCAAAUGACCUUCAAGCAGCUGCAGAUCUCGACGCGAUUCGCCUCCUCAGCGCUCUCUUCAAAUUUCUUCUUGACGCCUUCACUGACACUUCGUUUUCGCUCUCUCAGCAAGUCUCGUCUCUCUCCGCUUUUGCCCAUCUUGCAUUUUCUCUUUUUCGCCAGCAUCGUCGCCAGUUCUCUCCCUAUCCGCUGUACUACGACUAUCAAUCCAUGGUCAAGAACUUCAUCUUUUGUAUCAUCAAGCAGUCUCUUCUGGACCCUUCUCGCUCUAUUUGGAUUGGUGACACUGGUGACGACAAGCUCGAGGGCCUCUUCGCCUAUCUCCGCAUGCUCGGCAGCCACGACUUGGCAAUGAGCCUUGUCCAGCUCGAAAGUCGCCUUGGUGCUGCGUGCGACAUCAAGUCAACGUUCGAUUCACACCCGGAGCUAGUUGCAGGCGCUCGUCGGCUGCAGUUUGGUCGGAUCGAGGCAUCUGAUCAUCUACGCCGUCGUCACUGGACUGGUGACCUCACGCCGGCCAGCUGUAAUCUCCCCGCAUCUUGGCAUCACGGUCGUUCACGCGCCGCUGCUAUUCUUUCCAUCUCUCAAGUCCCAUUCAGGUUCUACGACUAA